GAAAGUGAGAGAGAGAGUGAACAGCAUAAUCACUGUGUUCAAAAAGGGAACAUCCAUGAGCAUACUAUCAGGCUGGCAUUAUAGUAAUACAGCAGCUUCUGCUGCUCCCGUCCGCAAUUUCUUGACCUCUCAUACAUUUUUUGCAAAUAAUCCCCUCCCAGGAGCAGCAGUGGCAUAUGAAGAAAAAUCAAUUUUAGGAAAAUUUGCAGAACAAUCUGAGGAAUCGAUUGAAAAUGUGAAAAUCGAUCUAAUUGCGGCUGAGUGCUGGUGUAUUUAGUAAUGGACGCGUCUAAAUUCAGGCGCUUGCGAAUGUUGUGUUUGAAAACGAUGGUAUUAUGGGGUUUGUACAGUGAGAAGUGAUAUUCAACCAUCUUCGGGGCUGGACUGAACGAUUUUAAAGCCAUCCAAUUGAACAGAUUGGGAGCAUAAUUUUCGAAAAUCAGAUUUAAUUAUUUUGAACAGCUCCAGCUAACUAUCCUCAAAGAAGAAAGAAGUGAAUAAAAUAGAUAUAACAAGGCUUCUUGUGAAAAUCCUAGGAAAACGAUGGUCACUAAGAAGACAGCUGACAUAGAGAAAGAAAGGCUAACGAAGAAAAUGUGUUCAAAUAGCAGCUUGAGCGGGUCAGGAUCGGCCGGUGGUACAGCAGCAAUGGUGUGUUUUAGUGCUGGAACGACACACCACGCUGCUCACAACCAAAAUGCACCAAAUAUACUGGUUUAUAAGAAGAUGGAAGCCAUUAUCGAAAAGAUGCAGGCAGAAGGGUCGGGAGUGUCAGUUCGCACGGUUAAAGCUUUCAUGAGCAAAGUACCGUCUGUGUUCACUGGUGCAGAUUUGGUGACAUGGAUAACGCAAAAUCUUGCUGUGGAUGAUGUGACCGAAGCUCUCCAUUUAGCUCAUCUGCUGUCAUCCCAUGGCUAUUUAUUUCCUAUUGAUGAUCAUCAGCUUACUGUGAAAAACGAUGGCACAUUCUAUCGUUUUCAAACGCCCUAUUUCUGGCCUUCCAACUUUUGGGAACCUGAAAACACGGACUAUGCUAUUUAUCUUUGCAAACGAACAAUGCAGAACAAAACACGCCUUGAGCUGGCAGAUUAUGAAGCUGAGAAUUUAGCCAAACUUCAAAAGAUGUUCUCCCGAAAGUGGGAGUUUAUCUUCAUGCAAGCCGAGGCUCAGAGCAAAGUGGACAAAAAGCGUGACAAACUGGAACGUAAAGUCCUCGAUUCACAGGAACGCGCCUUCUGGGAUGUACAUCGUCCAAUGCCUGGUUGUGUAAAUACCACGGAGAUGGAUAUUAAGAAAGCCUACCGACGGGGUGCUUCUAGCCUUGGGUCAGGUUCGGCUAAUAUGGCAUACAACAGCAACCCAACCGAAACUAUGACCAAGACAAUCAAUCUAUUGAAGCAAAGAUUAGACCGACGAACCAUCAAGGUGUCCAAAGGAGCCGAGUCGUAUAUUUCAUACUAUGAACAGUACAGCGAGUUUGACUAUUUUCUAACGGCUCCGGACUAUCCCAAUCCUUGGCAAUCAGAUAGCACGGAACUGUGGGAUACUGAAAAACAAGGCAAAGACAUCCCAAUGAAACGUGUCAAACGAUGGGGUUUCAGCCUCAGCGAACUUUUAAAUGAUCCAAUAGGACGAGAGCAGUUCACAAAGUUCCUCGACAAGGAGUUUAGCGGCGAGAAUUUAAAAUUUUGGGAAGCCAUUCAAGAUAUGAAGGCUUUGCCUCAGUCACAAAUCAAAGAUGCUGCCAACGCUAUCUGGAAUGAAUACUUGGCCCCAGAUGCCGCUUGUCCGGUGAACAUUGACUCCAAGUCAUUGGAGAUUGCUCGCGUGGCGAUCAAGGAGGGAACCACCAGUCCGAGUCGUUGGUGUUUCGAUGUGGCCGCUGACCAUGUAUUUUAUCUGAUGAAGAGUGAUUCCUACUCGCGCUAUCUGCGCUCCGACAUGUACAAGGAAUAUUUGAAUGGCUCCAAAAAGAAGACAUCGGUUCGAGGACUCCGAAUAUUCUCUGGCAGAAAAGACACACCUGUGAUAAACUAAAUGAAUAAAUGAACGAAAAUUAUACAUAAACUAAAAUGCGCGUAUCUUAAAAAGCACAACUAACUACCAAAGGUAUGUUGAAACAAUAAAGUAACCAAACUGUAUCAUGAGCGAAACAAAUAUGUAUCCUCACUGAUUGUUCUAGAACAGAAGGAAGUAACUAGUUUAUGUGUAUAGAAGAGUAUUUCAAACUUAUAUAAACGGUUGACUAUCACUAUAGAGAAAAUAGUGAAGAAAAUACUCAUAGCAUGUCAGAUUGUGAAACUCGUAACCACAAGAGUAAGAUCUAGCACACUAAUGCAGAAAGAAUUAGAUAUAUUCAAAACAGUGCAUCCGCGGUAACCCACCGUUACUCGAACAUAUAGUGAGAUUUUAAUGUUUGGAUAACAUUUUAGUGACAAAUUUUUUAACAAAGAGAUAUUAACAAAAACACAUUUUCGCCUCGAUUACGCUUUCUAAUUGCCGUCUUUUUCUUCCAUGUUCACCACGGAAGCAAUGCUUCAAAUCAAAGAGUUACAAUUUUGUUCUCACGAAGAAAACUGUAAGCCAUACCCAAUAACGGACUAUCCGGUCGAUACCCUCUUACUAAACUAAAUGAAAGUAAUAUUGAAACUCUCGCAGUUAACUUCCAACUAUAGAAACGGUUAAACCUGUAUAUUAAUCAUGAAAAAAAUGAGAUCGCUAAUAAUUUCACAAGAUUUUUAAAUGUUGUUGGCAGAACUUGGAUAAUCUAUUCGAAGCACUUUCCUACCGUACUUUACUUUCGUAUAAACUUGUUACAUUAUAAGAACGUCAUUCAAGUUCCACAAAUAAUGCAUUAAAUCAAAAUCUAGUCAGAAAUGAAUAUAACGUCCUGUUUUUAUAAUUUUUCUCUAGAACACUAGCCACGCGCUAUAGCAGACGUAAAGUCGUGUAAUUUUUGAGUGAGUUGAAUAUAUGUGCAAACAAGAGGAGAAGCAGAUACAAAAAAUUAAACCAAUAUUCCAUUUUGUUGGAAGUAUUGUAAACCAAAGCCCCUAAUCCUCCUUUUUUGCAACUAUUCUCGGUUGUAAUAGCUCUUAUCCUAAUCACAUCACUCACCACAGUGAAUCCUGAUUUUUACCUCCCUACUAAAAACAAGGAAGGGUCCUUGAUAAUCGCUAGGGACCCACGCUGUAGCAGCGACUCUUGUGGCCUUCGGGUGGCGAAUAUUAUACUAACAUUCCUUCCCUUCCCCUAGUGACUGUGAGAAAGUGAUCGGUGUCGGUUCUUUGUGCAAUAUGGCUGGUUCAGGUCAAUCACGAAGAGCAACUACGAAGUGUACAGUCUACCCAAGCUCAAGCUCUAAUCUGAUAGUGAUUACAAAAAAAGUCGCCACCAGACGUCGACACUGUACCACUGUCAUCGCGAAUGUCCAAUUACAGGUCACAAUCGCCUCUAAUCUCUGUAGCUGUAACAUUACAGUAGUCGUUCGAAAACUGGACCUGCUUUAACUGGACUGCUUUUUGGGUAAAAGUUAAUUUGAAAAUGUAUAGAUAAUUGACGUCUUAUCCAAUGUGAAAUUUUGCUUCCAGGGGAAUGCAAUUUGAGAUGUAAUUAUUUUCGCACGACAAAAACAUUGAUUAAAUUACAGAAAAAAUAUUUGCCAAAUUAUAUUUAAUACCUGGACGGUGUGUUUUUCAGCAACAAGUUUUGGGUUGGAUGUAGGAUUCAGGAGAUACGGGUGAGAAUAUUUCUGGAAUAUAUGCACCUGGGACCUGAAGCGCUUUGAAACAAGAUAACCCUACUUCACCUCUACACUCUAUUUUUGACGUAGGACUACGUCUUUCAUUUCUAUACAGGGGUGUAAAACCAAAGUUUCGAGAACGAAAGCGUUACGCUGGAGACCGAGAUUUUGAGCGUUAAUAGCUCUUAAACAACUGAACGAAAUGGUAUGAUAAACACUUCAUUUGAAAGAUAAAAUGUCUACGCGUCAUAUACUUGUUACUUUUUGAUCCAAAAACUUGUUUCAAUAGUCUUAAAAUUGCUUUCAAAACAGGCUAUUGAAAUCACCAAUCGGUAUAUAAGCGAGCGCCGCUCGUAAACCCACUCAGUUAUGAUUGAACAGCGAUUGGAGAAUGUUGUCGCUGUUGUUGUGAAGCUAAUUUCGUUUAUCAUGAAAACGCUGAUGAACGGUGUCACCAAGAGCCUGUUUGUGCACCUAAGGCCAAAAGGGAAUCCAUCAGGAGGAGAGUGAUGCCACGGUUCCGCUUGAAACAUCGGAGCAGCCGCCACACACACACACAUACACACAUACACGCGCGGAAUUCUCGUUGCUAUCAUCGUUGCUGAAAAAUAAUCUGCCAGUUCCCCUGGGAAUUGAAAAAUACAUUCAUGCGAAAGAGUUUAUUUUAAUGUUUUCUAUCCAUAUAACACUGCAACCAAAUACAUUUGGUUUUGUUAUUUUUCAAUCAAUCGCAAUUAACAGGAAAGCUUCUGAAUAUUUUUUUUCCCCAUCAGUGGAAAUUUUCGUAUCCAAUAUUGGAUGCAUAACAUGAAAAACGGAAAAUGUUUCACAUCGCGAAAAUCAAGUCAUUUUCGAGCGAUUAUUUGCUUUCUACUCAUAUAAUGCUGCGACCAAAUACAUUUCGUUUUGGAUUUUUUCAAUCAAGUGCGAUCAACGUAAGAAUGUAAGAAUGUAAUGAACGUAAGAAUGCGAAUGUCUUUCGGCAAUUUAUUAGAGGUGCAAUGAAUCUUUAGGAAUUCCCGCUCUACGCGCACUGGCAAACAAUGUUUACUCAACAAUUUCUCAAACGAGAAAUGGGUGUUGUGAGAAAGGAUUAGCGAACGCGAAAACGACAAACGGGAGAAAGAUACGUUUGGAGGUUGAAGGAAAUUGGCAGAAAACUUCUUUAUUCUAUCAUUCAUAUAAUGUGAUUCAUACCACAUCGUUUUGCCAGAAAGAGAUUAUUAAUGUUCAAAGGAGGAAUCGAGUCCUCCGAGGAAAUUACCCAGCGCAAAUUAGAGUCGACUAUCGAUUGCGGCAUUCGUACAAAAAUAAUUUUAUAAUGCAGUUUCACCAAAGUGAUUUCUUCGGAUAUAUUCACUACAUCAUGUCAUGUAUUUCAUAUUCUUCAUUAAGAAAUCCAUAUCCAUGGCACCUAUCGGUAACGAAUUAUUAUCGAAACCACGAUUUUCGCUAAAUGCUCCUUUCAGUUCGGCCUGUAAAAAACUUU
This is a messenger RNA of Toxorhynchites rutilus septentrionalis, 5231 nucleotides long. Its product is annotated as regulator of G-protein signaling 7-like. Gene Ontology annotation, biological process: intracellular signal transduction; regulation of G protein-coupled receptor signaling pathway; G protein-coupled receptor signaling pathway. Bases 544 to 2037 code for a protein of 497 amino acids. The record is from RefSeq and is a predicted model, not a curated record. The transcript has 5 exons. NCBI's taxonomy places the organism in Eukaryota, Metazoa, Arthropoda, Insecta, Diptera, Culicidae.